Anguilla anguilla (European eel) is the source of this 2554-nucleotide messenger RNA. RefSeq names its product zinc finger protein 420-like. Gene Ontology annotation, cellular component: nucleus. The record is from RefSeq and is a predicted model, not a curated record. Gene Ontology annotation, molecular function: DNA-binding transcription factor activity, RNA polymerase II-specific; RNA polymerase II cis-regulatory region sequence-specific DNA binding. The transcript has 10 exons. Lineage: Eukaryota; Metazoa; Chordata; Actinopteri; Anguilliformes; Anguillidae. Gene Ontology annotation, biological process: regulation of transcription by RNA polymerase II. The coding region runs from base 1144 to 2373 and encodes 409 amino acids.
GUUGCUUAGGCCUGGCGGGGGGUCAAUUUAGGCCCGGCGGCCCGCCGGUCUUGCAAUACACUGGCGGAAACCCUGUUCAUGCGUCUGUCAAUUAUGUGCCCGCAGGUCAGCCAGCCUGCAUUUUUAACCAGGGUAGUAUGUUACUGCAUGUCAGUACUGUGUCCUUCAGCUGAGAUGUUAAACCAAGGUCCUGACUCUCUCCACUUAUUAAUCGCCGAAGCAUUUCUCAAGACCCCCUAGUGUCCUGGUUAAAUUCUCACCAAAACCAGAUUUCCACAUCUGGCGUUUUAACAUACAUUAUAGUCCCUUAUAUCUGAUUCGUGACACAGUCUCAUACCCACAUUGAUCCCUAGCCCCUCCCUCCCUCCCUCCUGCAGUCCUGCAGUGCUGCAGUGCAGGCAGUGUGGAGCGGGUUUCUCGCACAAUCAACGGCUUGUUGAGUACAUUUCAUUGCAGGUCUGUGUUAAUUAAAGACUUCAGUGGCCACUGCUGACUUUACAGUAGGCUGAAAUUGAGCUACCUUCCUGCGUAUUUCCUGUGUAUUUCCACUUGCGUUUGUGCGUAGAAUGUUAUUUGUGUUCAAGUGCACGGUCAGUAAAGUCAAUGCUACGCCUUCCACACAGCGAGUCACAGCACCUUGUACACAUUCAUUCAGUGUGUAAUGUCUGCCCCCUGCAACACAGCCUUAUCCACGUGACGUGUGGAGAACCUGGGCAGUCUGCGAGUGGUUGCUUGCUCAUUCCAGGGACGCCCGUUCCAGUGCCCGGUCUGCGGGGACAGCUUCAUCCAGUCUCACGCCCUGCUCAACCAUCAGCGCCGCCAUGUCCGCCAGUCUCGCUACACCUGUCGAGAUUGCCCCCGCACCUGCCAAACCUUGGCUCAGCUUCUGGCGCAUCGCCACACCCACCUACCUGUCGGCCAUCCGCUGCCCACACCUCCAGCAACCGCUGAAGGACCUCGACCGCCAUCCGUCUCCUCCCUGCAGUGUCCGCGGUGUUUCAUCACCUUCCGGGACCUGCAGACCAGCCUGCAGCACAUGCGCCUGCAGCACCCCGCUCUCUACGAUGGUGAGAUGCCGUCUCCUCCCUGCAGUGUCCGCGGUGUUUCAUCACCUUCCGGGACCUGCAGACCAGCCUGCAGCACAUGCGCCUGCAGCACCCCGCUCUCUACAAGCGCCGGCUGCGGGCCCGCACCGUCUUCGCCUGCCGCCGCUGCGAACGCACCUUCCCCUCCUCCCGCCAGCUCUCCACCCACCAGCGAGCCCACCGCCAGGGCCGGGAAGCAGGCCGGGAGGAGGGGGAGGGGCAAGAGGAAGAACGCCAAGAUGCCCAGCCCACAUCGCCCUCCCUGCUUCCCCUUCCUGACCGGCACAAGUGCCCACACUGCAACUUCCUCUUCAGAGAUGCUAAGACCAAAAUGCGCCACAUGAACGUCAAGGACCCCACAGGCUGCCCCCUGCCCCCUCCACUGUUCUUCUCUACAGGAGACGAGGAGAGGGAGGAGGAGGAGGAAGUGGUGAUGGCGGUGCAGGUUAAAGAGGAGGAUGAGGGUGAGGUAAAGCAUGAGGAAGACGAUUUCUCCACAGCUCUCCGUCACCGUGGCAACCUGAAUCCAGCCUCACUGCAUCAGGGCGAGGGCAAGGAGGGCGUGGUCAAGGUGCCAAUCAAGCCUGAUGCAGGAGACGUGAGAACGAAAGAGGAGACGAUAGAGGGAGUCUGCGAGUGCGCCCUCUGCGGGAAGGGGUUCGAGCAGCUGCUCGCCGCGGCCGGGCAAAGGCGCCGUGGCCGGCGCAGGGAGCACUCUGCCCCCCCGGGGGCCCGGGGCCACGCCUGCGGGCACUGCAGGCAGCUGUGUCACAGCCAGGAGGCGCUGCGGCAGCACCAGAGGCUGCACACGCUGGAGCGGCCCUACCUCUGCCAGCAUGGGCGCAGUGUGGGCCUGGUAUGUGCCUUUUUGGAGGCGAGGAUUGCGGGAACACUUUUAAAAGGGCUUCGGGGCUCCAAAGGCACAGAAGCAUCCACACCCAGGUCCUCUAUAGUGCGACCACCUCCACCCAACCUGCUCCUGAGCUCCAGGACAGACUGUCUCCUCCCGUCCCACAAAUCCACUCGGUUCCUCCGGCCGAACGGGCGCCUGCGGUCUUCCUGUUCGGGCUGCUUGUGUCCUGUUCUCACGGCACGUCCUCCGCGCGGCCUCAGACCAAGGGGUGUCCAGAUACUUGGCUUAUACAAGGAGUAUCAUUCUCCAUACUACCCAAUGUGCCUGCCCAAUUUGAUUUUGUUUUUCUUUUUACUUGAAUAUAUUUUCAUCAUAUUUCAUUACAUGUUGUUUUUUGGAUCAUGGGACCUUUAUGUAUAUUUACAGAAAAUAUAAUAUUGUUUAAAAAUUGGUCAGAGUUUCUGCCAACUGUACUGCAUGCCACAUAUUUAGUUCUAGAUCUAGUUUUAAACCCUGACCAAUAUAUAAAUAAUUAUUUCUCAUGGCAAUUAUAAAGUGGCACCCAAGUGUGGGACAUUCUUAUUUUAUUAUUUUCUGCUUUUUAAGUAACUGUUUU